Molecule: messenger RNA, 1621 nt
Organism: Haliotis rufescens (red abalone)
Lineage: Eukaryota; Metazoa; Mollusca; Gastropoda; Lepetellida; Haliotidae
Product: DNA repair protein XRCC2-like
Exons: 2
Coding region: 82-981 (299 amino acids)
Biological process (GO): double-strand break repair via homologous recombination; DNA strand invasion
Cellular component (GO): replication fork; centrosome; Rad51B-Rad51C-Rad51D-XRCC2 complex
Molecular function (GO): ATP-dependent DNA damage sensor activity; four-way junction DNA binding; ATP binding
Source: RefSeq, a predicted model, not a curated record
UAAAGGAGGGACAUUUGAGUGCAGUUUUGAGGGUGCAGCCGCCCAUCUCAAUGGUUAUGUGCAUACCAUUCGUGACUUGACAUGUGGGCGAGACAGAAAAGUAUGUCAAAAUCGGAAAGUGGGGCUCAGCUCCUUGCUCGACUCGGGUCCCGGCCAAGUUUAGAGAAGGUAGAACCCAAAUUAUUUCCCAAUGGACUCUCUCCAGGCGAGGUGGUGGAACUGUUUGGGGCAGAAGGAACAGGGAAGUCCGAAGUUCUCCUUCAUUGUAUCGCCAAGUGUAUUCUGCCUCCAGAGUGGCUGACAUUUGACCUUGGCGGACUGGGAACCAAGGUCAUAUUCAUCGACACAGAUUACAAAUUCUCGAUCUUGCGAUUAGUUAUCUUGCUCGAAAAAAAAAUCACAGACAUUGUAAAUACAGAAGUGGAUGAAACAAAACCAUCCAGUGAUGAGAUUGAAGUAUUUAUUACAAAAUGCUUGAAGAGGCUGUAUCUUGUUCGAUGCAAUAGCAGUCAUCAACUGCUGUGUACACUUCACAGCUUGGAGACAAAUAUUGCUGCCGACUCGGACUUUGCGGGUAUCAUGAUCGACAGCAUCUCAGCUUUCUAUUGGAUAGACAGAUGUAACCAUGGUGACGGGGGAUCAGCUCAUGAAAAAAAUAUGAAUAAAAUUGUGGACAUACUUCAAACAAUUGCCAAGAAGUAUAAUCUGGUUGUCAUGGCUACGAAAGCAGCUGUGUUCAAAGCUAAAUUAAGAGACUUUGACAAGGGAGAUAAUGCAUCUCCUUUUGGGGAAUCGAAACAUAAGGGUGACAACUCGAACUUUUCAGAAUAUUUGGGGAAAGUAUGGAAUAAAUUUGUUGGGAAAUGGUUGAUGUUGGAAAAAGAUGUGACUGGGGGAAAGUCCAUUUUCACAUCAAGGCAGAAAAUGUCUGGUCAUUCAGUAUGUUUUACCAUCUCUGAAAGUGGACUGCAGUUUGAAUGACUGAUGUGUCGGUAAAUGCAGAGCUGUACAAAGCAGUGUCACUCACUCACUUGCAAUGAUAAAACCGCAGAUAUAUUUUGAUUAUGAUCAGUGUUUGAAAUAAAACAAAUUGCCAGGCUGCCAUCAGGAUCCAUAGACUUUAGAAACUGCAGGACCUGACUAAAUUCAGGUCCCCAUUUAAAAAAAAAAUUCGGCUUAUUAUGACAAAUAUAUUGAUUAUUGAAGUAACUUUACUUCAAGCCAUAAGGACACAUAUAAAUUUGAAACUAUGGGCCCAACACAAGAUCUACCUGCCACAGGCCUAUGGGCAAGCACUUAUUUUGAACACUGAUUAUGAUCCUUGGGAUGUCAACACCAUGUCCUUGAGGGGACCGUGAUAUUGCUGAUUGUGGCGUUAAACAAGAAAACAUCAAACAAACAAAUCAUUCAUAAAUUGACAGGCAGUUGGGUAGUCUAGUGGUUAAAGCAUUGGCUUGUCACACAGAAGGCCCGAGUUCAAUUCUUCAUAUGGCUGCAAUGUGUGAAGACCAUUUCUGGCAUCCUGCCGCCAUGAUGUUACUGGAAUAUUGCUGAAAGUGGCAUACUGCUGAUCUGUGAUAAUAUUGAUUUGUAAGAAUGUAUUAAAUGAAAUCUGUCCUAA